UAAGGGCGUUUUGGAAGCCGGGAGCCAAGUUCUGUAAUGUGGGCACCCAAUGCACUGUGCUGCCUACAACUGCUGGGCUCUGUCUCCCUCUUCUGCCUGUUUUGAGACUUUUUUCCCUUAACCAAAUGAGAAACUCCCCACCGCGAGCCUGGAAAGGGCUUUUUGCACGGGGUGGUUCCCCAUAAAUUGCACUGAAAAUGGAGUUGUGAACCAGCAGUGGGGUUGUUGAGUGGUUUUAAAGCAAUGUGACCAACGCUGUGGGAUUUCUUGCAGGUGAAGAAGGUCAAAACCCCCAGGUGCUCACAAUCAUUUAAGGAAUAACAGGUGUUUGUCUUCAUCCAGGCAUCUCACAAGCCCCAGAGGUUUUGCUUUUUUUCUUCCUUCCUCCUCCAGUCUCUGGGAGGCACUUAAUAAAACCAUUAUAUAUACAAGCUGAUAAAUCCAGCCUGCUCUUUGGGGCUAAUUUCCGUGUAAUAGCUGGGAAAAUUUCAUUCUGUUAUUUUUCUCUUUUCUUUAUUACUGGACAAGCUGCUGCUGUUGUCUCUGUACCAUUUCCUGGCCGGGCAGAGCCUAGGAAGGCUGGAGUGCAGCACAUAGCAGGAGUGGUUUCCUCCCGAGGCAGUCCAGGCUCCUGCAUCCAUCAGCACCCAUUGCAUCCCCACACCGAGCACAGCCCCUCCAAUUUCUGAGUGCUUCUGGAGAGCCACAGCUCUCACCACAAGUCAGGACCAUGCUGGAGGAUGAGGAUGGGCUGAGCGAGCGGGGACUGAGCAGCUCGAGGAGGAGAUACGACGAUGAAGAAGAUUACCAUUCCAUCUACAUCGGGGUACCGGUGCCCCGGGGAUACCGGAGGAAGCGGCGUCGGCGGCGAUCCGCCUCCAGCCGGGACCGGACCAGCGAGAGCGAGCGGCACUACGAGCGGCAGGAGCGCUCCGACACCGACGACGGCGGCCACGGCUGCUACGAGAGCGGCAAUGAUAACGCCAGCAGGACCAUGUCUCCGGCUGCUGAACGUCUCCGUUACAUCCUGGGUGAUGACGAUGAGCCUCCCAACCCCACACUCUUCACAGAGAUGGACACGCUGCAGCACGACGGGGAGGAGAUGGAGUGGAAGGAGUCAGCCAGGUGGAUAAAGUUUGAAGAAAAGGUGGAGGAAGGCGGAGAAAGGUGGAGCAAACCCCACGUGUCCACGCUGUCUUUGCACAGCCUGUUUGAGCUGCGGACGUGCCUGCAGACAGGAACGGUGCUCCUGGACCUCGAUGGUUACUCUUUGCCCCAAAUCAUAGACGAUGUCAUUGAGAAGCAGAUAGAGGACGGUCUGCUCAAACCUGAGCUGAGGGAAAAGAUCAGCUACGUGCUCCUCAGGAAGCACCGCCACCAGACCAAGAAGCCAAUCCACCGCUCCUUGGCCGACAUCGGCAAGUCGGUGUCCUCCAACACAAGUCGCAGCCCUGUCCGCAGCCCAGCUGCAGGUGCUGCCUUCCAUCGCUCCACGGAGGACCUUCGGAUGCGGCAGAGCGCGAGCUACGGCCGCCUGCGCCAUGUGCAAAGCCGAAGCAUGAAUGAUAUCUCAGACACACCGAGCACCGACCAGCUGAAAAAUAAGUUCAUCAAGAAGAUCCCCAAGGAUGCAGAGGCCUCCAACGUGCUGGUGGGAGAAGUGGAAUUCCUUGAGAAGCCCUUCGUAGCGUUCGUGCGGCUGCUCCAGGCAACGAUGCUGGGAGGGGUGACGGAGGUGCCUGUCCCCACCAGAUUCCUCUUUAUUCUCCUGGGCCCUGCAGGAAAAGCCAAAUCCUACAAUGAGAUCGGCAGAGCCAUCGCGACCCUCAUGGUGGAUGAUCUCUUCAGUGAUGUUGCUUACAAAGCCCGAGAUAGAGAAGACCUGAUUGCUGGCAUAGAUGAAUUUCUGGAUGAAGUCAUUGUCCUGCCACCUGGCGAGUGGGACCCCAACAUUAGGAUUGAGCCACCCAAAAAAGUGCCCUCAGCUGAGAAGAGGAAAUCAGUUUUCUCACUGAAUGAAGUGGGGCAAAUGAAUGGCACAGCUGGAGGGGCAGGUGCUGGGAGCGGUGGAGGAGGCAGUGAUGAUGGAGAGAUGCCUGAAGUGCAUGAAAUUGGGGAAGAGCUCGCGUGGACCGGGAGGUUUUGUGGUGGCCUCUAUUUGGAUAUCAAGAGGAAGCUGCCCUGGUUCCCAAGUGACUUCUAUGAAGGCUUUCAUAUCCAGUCCAUUUCUGCCAUCCUCUUCAUUUACCUGGGCUGCAUCACCAACGCCAUCACAUUCGGGGGUUUGCUUGGGGAUGCGACAGACAACUACCAGGGUGUCAUGGAGAGCUUCCUUGGCACAGCAAUGGCAGGGUCCAUGUUUUGCCUCUUUGCUGGGCAGCCGCUCAUCAUCCUCAGCAGCACCGGCCCCAUUCUCAUCUUUGAGAAGCUGCUCUUCGACUUCAGCAAAGGUAACGGCAUCGACUACAUGGAGUUCCGCCUCUGGAUCGGCCUGCACUCUGCCCUACAGUGCCUUAUCCUGGUGGCCACCGACGCCAGCUUCAUUAUAAAGUACAUCACCCGCUUCACAGAGGAAGGCUUCUCCACCCUCAUCAGCUUCAUCUUCAUCUACGAUGCCAUCAAGAAGAUGAUAGGGGCCUUUAAGUACUACCCCAUCAAUUCGGACUUCAAGCCAGACUAUGUGACCAUGUACAAAUGCGAGUGCGUUGCUCCUGACCCAGCCAACAUGACACUGUUCGAUGCUUCAGUUCCAGUAGCACCAAACACCACUAACGUGUCUCUGUACAAUGCUAUUAACCUCACAGCUCUGGAUUGGACUCAACUGAGUAAGAAGGAAUGUCUCAAGUACGGUGGCAGCUUAGUGGGGAAAUCCUGUAAAUUCGUGCCCGACCUGGCCCUCAUGUCCUUCAUCCUCUUCUUUGGGACCUACUCCAUGACGCUCACCUUGAAGAAGUUCAAAUUCAGCCGCUACUUCCCCACCAAGGUCAGGGCCUUCAUUGCUGACUUUUCCAAUGUCUUCUCCAUCCUGCUGUUUUGUGGUGUGGAUGCCUGUUUUGGCCUGGAUACCCCGAAGCUGCACAUCCCCAGUAUCAUCAAGCCCACGCGUGUGGACCGAGGGUGGUUUGUCUUUCCCUUUGGGAAGAACCCAUGGUGGGUGUACCUGGCCAGCGCGCUGCCUGCCCUGCUCGUCACCAUCCUCAUCUUCAUGGACCAGCAGAUCACAGCCGUCAUCGUCAACAGGAAGGAGCACAAGCUGCGGAAAGCAGCAGGCUACCACCUGGACCUCUUCUGGGUGGGCAUCCUCAUGGCAGUGUGCUCCUUCAUGGGGCUGCCCUGGUACGUGGCAGCCACCGUCAUCUCCAUCGCCCACAUCGACAGCUUGAAGAUGGAGACAGAGACCAGCGCUCCGGGGGAGCAGCCCCAGUUCCUGGGGGUCAGGGAGCAGAGGGUGACGGGCAUCAUCGUCUUCGUGCUCACAGGGAUUUCUGUCUUCCUGGCCCCGAUUCUGAAGUACAUCCCCAUGCCGGUGCUGUACGGCGUCUUUCUGUACAUGGGCGUCGCGUCGCUGAACGGCAUCCAGUUCUGGGACCGCUGCAAGCUCUUCCUCAUGCCAGCCAAGCACCAGCCCGACUACGUCUUCCUACGGCACGUUCCGCUGCGCCGCAUCCACCUCUUCACACUGGUACAGAUCAUCUGCCUGGCCGUGCUCUGGAUCCUCAAAUCCACCGUGGCUGCCAUCAUAUUCCCUGUCAUGAUUUUAGCCCUGAUCCUGGUGCGACGACUGCUGGACUUUGUCUUCUCCCAGCAUGAUCUGGCCUGGAUUGACAACAUCAUCCCUGAGAAGGAGAAGAAGAAGGAAGAUGACAAGAAGAAGAAGAAAAAGGGCAACAAAGGGGACAGCAGCAGUGACGAGGAGGAAAGAGGUCCCCCACCUGGAGCUCUGCGUUCUGACUCCUCCCCGAAUGGUUCUGACAUGGAUCGCAGCAUUACACUCCACCUGAAGAUUUCAUGCCCAUCAUCUCCUGCAUUUAAUUACUCCCGAAGCCCCAUCUGUGCUGUGCCCCAGGUGAAGAUAGAGAUGGAGUCAGACUAUGAGGACACGGACACCGAAAAGGCACCGCGGGACAUGGGCAGUGAGACCACGCUAUAGUUCCCUGCAGUGCUUCCUCUAAUUUAUAUAUAUAUAUAGAUAUUUAUAUAUUCAUAUAUAUAUAUAAAGCAAAUUGGACAUAUUUUUCUACAUGAGACUGAGGAGAGCGUUGGCCCCCGAGGCUGCUGCUCCUGUAGUUCUUAGCGCUGUCACAUUUCCUCCCUUUCUGUUGGGCGAAGGCACCGGCGCUGAUGGCAAAACGGGGCUCAAAAUGUGGAAAUGAGCAUUUUUGGCCUCUGCACCACUGCUGGGCUGGAGAAACCGAAGGCAGCUGGGGGUGGUGCUGGGGAAUGUCCCAGCCAUCCCAUCAGGGUCCUUCUGCUGUAGCGGGAGGGGUUCUCCUGCCCAGGGGGGCUCAGCACGGAGGCAUAGCAGGGGAUGAGGAUGUGUUGGAGACUGAGGACGGGCAGGAGGAGGGAAAGCUCAGGAGCUGGAGCGCCUGAGGUGGGUGUGCGCAUGGGGGCAGCAGUAAGGAACAGAGCUUGAUCACUGCUGCAGAGAACUGGGAAUGGUUUCCAUAAGGAAUUGGGCAGCAGAGCUGAGCCACGGCCAUGCCUGACCCCAUGUCACUGCCCCCAGCAAAGCGCAGGUUUCCCAGGGCCAAAGUAGGACCUGCAGUGCUGGGUCCCAAAAUCCCAGCCAGUAAUGGGGCAGGAGCCCUAUUGCUGCACUCUGCCAGGACCUGACGUGCCAGGCCCUUCCUGCACCUUCUCCUCCCCCCAAACGCACCAAGGAGCCUCCCAGCUCCUGGACAAGGGAGUCUGCACCUCCUCGAGCUCCUCCACCCCCAUUACACACACACGGUUUAACAGCAAACAUCACCCACGUAACCCCAGGAUGGGGCUUUUUCUGGCUCUAUGUUAAGGCUGCAAAAAGCCCUCUGUCUUCCCCCAGGCAGAAACAGCCUACCUGGUAUUUAUAGGAGCUCUGUGCUCGUGCCAGCCAGCAGUUCCUGGGACACUGACUAAAUAUUGCACCUGGUCUGAACCUCCACGUGGGACAGCCCAGUUCUUUGUAAAUAGUCAAGUCAAACAGAAGGACUUGAAUGCAGUUUUGUGUUUAUAGCAGUGUUUUUCUGGUUCAAGAACACCUGUGGAACCGUGGUGAGCUUAAUAAGACAGCAUUACUCCAGUCACCACUUUAGCUUGACGUUAACAUUACGAGCUAUUUCAGCUUGGGUGCACUGUGUCUGUUUUUUAGUAUUUUGUACCAAUCUCAUGUGUGGUAGCUGAAGCAUGGCACAGGUAGGUUUCUGCUUGUAAUCACUCCACCAUGGUUAAUUUGCUUUAUCCACUAUGCCAGCUCUACUACACAGCAGCCCUGGAAAGGCUUCAUGGACUCUGGGGGCUGGUCCAUAGGGCACAGUUGAAGCCUCAGCUCAGAUCCUUCUAGAACACAGCUUGUUUUGAUUUAUCCAUUUUGCAAGUCUCACACACGGUUUAUACUUUUUGUAUAUGAAAUACUGGAGCAUCACAGAUUUGCCAGCCCCGUUACAGUACUACUUUUAGCCAUUUUGUAUUUACCAGUGAUACAAUCCAAUAAAUCUCACUUAAAUUAGUCUCAGCUCUCACUGUGUUUCUGGUGCAGCCUCAGCCAUUUUGAACUUCAGCUUCCCUUUCCAGGUGCUCCCUGGUUAACAUUUGUAUAAGCAUCUUCCCCUCCAGGGAAGAGCAAUUAAAGGUGACUUUGCAGGUGACUGCAGCUCCUGUAUGGCAAAAGACCUU
Molecule: messenger RNA, 5874 nt
Organism: Meleagris gallopavo (turkey)
Lineage: Eukaryota; Metazoa; Chordata; Aves; Galliformes; Phasianidae
Gene: SLC4A5
Product: solute carrier family 4 member 5
Biological process (GO): regulation of intracellular pH; transmembrane transport; monoatomic anion transport
Cellular component (GO): plasma membrane
Molecular function (GO): monoatomic anion transmembrane transporter activity; solute:inorganic anion antiporter activity; sodium:bicarbonate symporter activity
Source: RefSeq, a predicted model, not a curated record